Molecule: messenger RNA, 1507 nt
Organism: Aphanomyces astaci
Lineage: Eukaryota; Oomycota; Saprolegniomycetes; Saprolegniales; Verrucalvaceae
Exons: 6
Coding region: 42-1343 (433 amino acids)
Biological process (GO): cyclic threonylcarbamoyladenosine biosynthetic process
Molecular function (GO): ubiquitin-like modifier activating enzyme activity; tRNA threonylcarbamoyladenosine dehydratase activity
Source: RefSeq, a predicted model, not a curated record
CGAUUGGUGCGCAUUAUUUUGCCAUCACGAGCAGCAACAGCAUGAAAGCGCCGAGCUCGUUGACGUUUGUGCAGGCUGCUGCUGUGUUUUCGCUCGGUGUGGCGACUGCUGCCGUGGGUCAGUACCUCUUGACACAACAACCGUCGAAACCACAACGUCAAGCCCAGGCGUUGCCAAUUGCAGCCCCCUCGUCGUCGCCAGUAGAGGUGGACGCGUUGUCGGCCGAGCAAUUCAGCCGCAUCUGUUCGUUCUUUGGCGAAGAAGGCUUUGACAAGAUCCAACAUGCGUUUGUGAUUGUGAUUGGGCUCGGCGGUGUAGGGUCGCACGCCGCGCACAUGCUGGCGCGGUCUGGCGUCCGGCACCUCCGCCUCAUUGACUUUGACAACGUCACGUUGUCGUCGUUGAACCGCCACGCCGUGGCCACCCGCGCCGACGUCGGUCUGUCCAAAGCGCAAGUUCUGAAGCAACACCUGCUGGAGAUCGUGCCCCAGGCCAACAUUGAGGCGCUGCCAGUCAUGUUUGAAGAAGCCGUAGCGGACCAACUCUUGGCUGGCAACCCAGCGUACAUUUUGGAUUGCAUUGACGACGUGACGACCAAGGUGGCCCUGCUGGCAGCUGCCAGCGCCAACGGGCUCAAGGUCAUCACGGCCACCAGUGCCGGGGGCAAGGCCGAUCCCACUCGCAUCCACAUUGGCUCGCUGCAGGACUCUGUGCGCGACAACCUGGCGACGAAAAUUCGCUACUUUUUGAAAAAGAAGAACGUGGAUGCGUCGACCAUCACGACUGUAUACUCGAGCGAGAAAAGUCGAUGCAAGCUGCUGCCGCUGGACGCCGACCAAGUCGACAACCCCAACCAGUUUGGCAAUGUCGAAAACUUUCGCAUUCGAGUGAUUCCCGUGCUCGGCACGAUGCCUGCAAUGUUUGGACAAUCCAUGGCGGCCUUUGUGUUGACGGAAAUCGCUGGCGCCCCGAUUACUCCUGAAAAUGUCGCCAAGCUUGGCCGUGACCAGCGCAACAAGUACUACCAACGGUUGCAACAGCGAGAAAAGGACGCUGGCUUCGAGUCCAAGAUUGCCGUGGACAAGGACGACAUGGAUUUCCUGUACCAAGAAGUAUGGAAAGCGCGCAGUUCCGUGAGCGGCAUCCGAUGCGGCGGCUUCGACCGCAUGUUCAUGUCCCGCUGGCGCUACGAGCUGCCGCUAAGUCCAGGCAACAUUGUCAUUUUGACAACCAAGGAACUGGCCAUAAUGGACGACAAGGGCAUCGAAGGGUUUGGCGCCGACGUGGUUGCUCGCAUCGACGCCCGAUUGCAGUCGUUUGGGAGCUGGGACGUCGACGCGUAGAUAGAUAUAGCGGGCUUUUUGAACUGCCAUACAAAACAACAUGGGAGAGGCCUAUCAUUCGCUUCAAGUAAACGGCCACUUGGAUUGGCUAACGAACGAAUGAAUUUCCCCUUUGUUAAAAUCUGUGUGGAUCGUAUAUUAUAAGCUAAAUUUGGUAUUUUCGG